AUGAAAUGUUUACAAAGAAAAUUGGAGUAUAGGGGGCCACGAGUUGAGAAAACGGAAAAGAAGCAUACCCUGACUGGCCAUUCCGGAAAAGUAAUGGCGGCCAAAUUCUUAGGCGACGCCUCAAAAGUAGUCACAGGAAGUCACGAUAGGACGUUAAAAGUAUGGGAUUUGAGAAGUAGAGCUUGUAUAGAAACGAAAUUUGCAGGUUCGAGCUGUAACGAUCUAGUAACAGUGGAUAAUGCAGAUACCAAGUACCUGUUAGCCUGCGUAAGAGAUGAUACACUGAAAUUGAUUGAUUUGAGGAUGAAUCAAGUUGUUAAAAAUUUUAGGUCGGCUGUGACUGCAACGGCGUGGCACCCUUACGGCAGCUACCUGGCCAGCGUGGACCGAUCGAAAAGGGCUGUUAUCUGGGCUGGCGAUCUCUAG
Molecule: messenger RNA, 426 nt
Organism: Ceutorhynchus assimilis (cabbage seed weevil)
Lineage: Eukaryota; Metazoa; Arthropoda; Insecta; Coleoptera; Curculionidae
Source: the annotation of a GenBank genome assembly